GUUUCUCAGUGGCCUGUGUUUUGAGAAAGGCAGAUAUUUCACCACGACAACCACGGCUAAAGGGUGAAGGAGUGGUGACUCUUGGUGCAGUGACUGCUUGGAAAUUUCACGAGUGGCAUGUGUAAGCACCACGGGCACAGCCCUCUCCAGGCAGAUAAAGGGGGUCUCUUAGUCUUGUUUCCUCAGUCAGACUGUGCCCCCACAAGGCGUGUGCUCCUCACAAGGACACGCGUUUCACUUUGGUGCGCGAAGCCAUCGCCGUUUCUCUGCGAUAUUGAACACUGAGCUGGGACAACUGUUCAAUAUAUAUUUUUUAAAAACGUUACUUUUGGCCUCUAAUAGCAAAUACAUUAAGUGAGAGAAGUCAUAAAUAACUUGGUCACUGUAUAUGUCAUUGGGAUGUAUUUGCUCAUGCCAACAGGUAUGUUUUAGAGAUAGUGGUUUAGCUAUCUAGUUCGUCGAUCGGCAGGACUGCAGCGUUACCUAUGCCCGGGGAAGUUAUCUGGAAGGUUGAAAAUGUUCAGCCCUGGGUCACGCACAGCUCAGAGCAGCGGGCAUCACAAUGCCCCCCGGUUGGGUCCCUCCGUCUUGGGCCAGCACGGCCGGUCCUCUGGCCUCGCGUGCAUGUCCACGGUGGCGGCAGGGGACUUCGCCUCUCGACACGCGGCGCCUCCAGAGGAGGGCGAGGAGGUGCAGGCGGUGAUGGAGAGAAUGGCCCUGGUCAAACUCGCUCGCCAUGCGGAUCAAACGCAGCAGGAGCUGGAGAAGAUGAGGACUCGAGUGGAUCGCACGAUGGAGGCCUUUGAAUUGGGGAACCGUGCUGUCAUGGAUUCUUUGAAAAGGGCAAAUAUGGAGUGUUUUGAGAAUUUGGAACAAUUAGAAUCAUUUCUGUCGAGUUCCGCGCAGAGGCAACAGCACCAGCAGGAUACGAUGGUGUUCAUCGUUGGCUAUCAGGAGAAGUGUGCCUGUCGCCAACAGCUGCUGUCCCAGCUCAGCGAGUUUUUUGAUCACAGUUCAAUACUUACUGAUGGAGAAUCGUCGAAGGAUCUGGACGUGGAUAUAAGUCACAGCACACAAAAGGUUCAAGAGGCUCUGGAGUCAACCAGGCAGGCAAUGGUGCACUUGGGGACGCUGCACAGUGCCCUCAUAUCGCUCACCAGCCACACGGGCAGUGCCAAGGAGAAAAAGAGGUACGGUGCAUUGCACAGCCACACAGGACGUUGACGGUGCCCUACGAAGUGAAUGGUACUCGGCGGUUAUUGGCCAGAUUACAGAUGGGGGAUCCGUGACUCAGAACUGAACCAGCUGUCGGUGUGAUACUGUGUAUAAUAGAGGUUCCAUCGUCAGCACAAUCAGCGUGACGUUAUAGGUGUCUCUUUGCAGUGGCCGAGGAGGUGUUAUCUCCCUCGUCUGGCAUGAGAUUGAUUCUGACCCUGACGAUGCCUGUUGUAUAUUUGGGGUUUGCAUGUUCUCUCUUUCCCCCGUG
Petromyzon marinus (sea lamprey) is the source of this 1486-nucleotide messenger RNA. NCBI's taxonomy places the organism in Eukaryota, Metazoa, Chordata, Hyperoartia, Petromyzontiformes, Petromyzontidae. The record is from RefSeq and is a predicted model, not a curated record.